Messenger RNA from Anthonomus grandis grandis, 1492 nucleotides. RefSeq names its product zinc finger Y-chromosomal protein 1-like. Gene Ontology annotation, cellular component: nucleus. Lineage: Eukaryota; Metazoa; Arthropoda; Insecta; Coleoptera; Curculionidae. The transcript is spliced from 2 exons. The coding region runs from base 176 to 1240 and encodes 354 amino acids. Gene Ontology annotation, molecular function: RNA polymerase II transcription regulatory region sequence-specific DNA binding; DNA-binding transcription factor activity, RNA polymerase II-specific. Gene Ontology annotation, biological process: regulation of transcription by RNA polymerase II. The record is from RefSeq and is a predicted model, not a curated record.
UCCAUGCAGUGCCGUAAUAAAUAAACAAACAAACGAUCUUGAGAUUUUUAUUUUAAUAGCGAAGAAAUUUUAGGCAUUUUGAACAUUUCUUAUGAAGUUUGGCAUCAGAAGGAGUCAAUACUGAUGUGGAUAUUGGGUGCCAAAAAUUGUUUGUUAAAGGUCUAAAUUACUGGCUAUGGAAAACAAGGACCUUAAAAAAAAUCCUUUAAAAUGCUCCAUUUGUACAUACACUGGUGCCGACAUCAAGAAAUUACAAUACCACAUUCUCGAAUUUCACAAGUAUCAUAUCCACAAAUGCAAGAAAUGCCCUUACUCGGCAAUACUCAAGAGGAAUUUAGCCAUUCAUAUGAAAACUGCUCAUUCGCACAUAAAAAACUAUGUGUACUGCGCCAACUGUCCUUUUAGAGUGUCCAAAAAAUUUCAACUCAUACAUCACAUGCAAUUCCAUUUUAUAAAUGCACCUAAUAAGUGUAAGUACUGUACAUUUACAAGUAAACAUAAGGGAGUUGUGAUAAAACAUGAGUGGAUUCAUGGAAAAUCCAAUGUGAACUUGUACAAAUGUGAAAAGUGUGCUUAUUUUACAAGGAUAAAACACCAUUUUAAUAGGCACUCUAUGCAACAUGAACCUUCUGAAUCUAUUGCUGAUUUAAAGUACUACUGUUACACAUGUAAGUACUCCACUAUACACAAAUACAGCUUAGCCAGGCAUGUUCAGAGUUGCCUAAAGCGUUUGGCCAAAAAUGAAAUUAAAAAAGAAAAACCAGUACAUAAAACAAAAUUUAAAUGUGAACAUUGCAACUACAAAACAUCAAUAUCUGAGCAUAUGAAAAGACAUGCAGCUAUUCACCUGAAACCUUUAAGAAAUAAAAGUAUCAAAUGUUUAACAUGCAGCUACUCAACAUCCAGAAAGGAUGCCUUAAACCAUCAUAUGAUGGUCCAUAAAAAUGAUGGAAAAGUGUUAGCACCUGUGGAACAAAGAAAGUUAAUACAUGCAUGUACCACUUGCAACUAUACUACCAAUAAGAAAUCGGGUUUGGAAAGACACAUUGUAAUCCAUAUGACUAUGGAUGAAAUAAAAUGGUUUGAGUGUACCGAGUGUCCAUUUAAGGCCAAGAGAAAGUAUCAUUUGAAAGCUCAUAGACAAGGGCAUAACACUACUGAGGGCAUUAAGUGUUUAUACUGUAGUUUUUAUAGUGGAACACAUGGAAAGUUUUUGAGACAUCUUAAACUUCACUAUUAGUGAGACUUGAGAUUUUAUCUCAAGUCGAGUUUAUUUACUUUCAGUUUUAGUAGUUUGUUAAAGAAAGUUGUCAUAUUUCAUUAAGUUUAGAAAUGUCUGUGGUAAAGGCGUCUGAUCUCAAGUUAAGUUAUAAUUAGUGAUUCUUUUAUAAUCUGGAUUGCAGAUUUGAUCUCAAGUUGAGUUAUUUUUAGUAUUAGUAAUUUGUUGUUGAAGAAAGUUGUUUUAUUUUAUUAAGUUUUGAAAUAUCUGUGG